GACUAAACAAUCUCAACUCGAGAGGUGGGGCUAAACAAUCUUGUAGCAAUCCUUCUCUAGCAAGGCAAUGCUUAUCGCUCGACUGUUCCGUCGGGGCUCCUUCAUGAGUCUCCUCGGUCUGCAUGCUCGGUCUGCAGCCGGUUGGGCUCACAUGCGGAGAGAGCUGACCGAAGAAUUGGACCUGAUCAGGUCGUCUGGCCUGUGGAAGUCCGAGCGAGUGAUCACGACUCGUCAGGAGGCUCUGAUCGGAGUCGGAGACCGCGAGGAGAGAGUCCUCAACUUCUGUGCCAACAAUUAUCUCGGACUCUCUUCGCAUCCAGACGUGAUACAAGCUGGCAAGAAUGCACUUGACAGUCACGGAGCUGGACUCAGCUCGGUUCGCUUCAUAUGUGGAACACAGGACAUCCAUGUUAUUCUCGAGCAGAAAAUAUCGGCUUUUCAUUCUCGAGACGACACAAUUGUUUACGCCAGUUGCUUUGACGCAAACGCUGGAUUGUUUGAAGCUUUGUUGGGUCCAGAUGAUGCAGUAAUCAGUGAUGAGCUCAACCACGCUUCUAUUAUCGAUGGAAUACGAUUGUGUAAGGCAAAGAAAUAUCGAUACCAGCAUAAGGACAUGCGAGAUUUACGUGACAAAUUACAACAAGCCAAAGAUGCUCCAAGAAAGAUGAUUGCUACUGACGGAGUCUUCAGCAUGGAUGGCGACGUGGCAAGUCUCAGGGAGAUUUGUGAUUUAGCUGAUGAGUAUAAUGCCAUUGUGAUGGUCGACGAAUGUCACGCAACUGGCUUUCUUGGAAAAACUGGCAGAGGGACAGAGGAGCUACUUGAUGUUGCUGGUCGAGUCGAUAUCAUCAAUUCUACACUGGGAAAAGCUAUGGGAGGAGCAGCAGGUGGUUACACAACUGGACACAAGGAGAUUGUCUCACUGUUACGUCAGCGAUCAAGACCCUAUCUGUUCUCCAACUCUCUGCCUCCCCCAGUUGUAGCCCAAGCAAGCAAAGUGUAUGAUUUAUUAAUGAUGAGUUCUGAAUUGCCUGAGAAAGUGGCCAGGAAUACGAGCCAAUUUCGUUCCCGGAUGAAAGCAGCGGGCUUUACUAUCUCGGGAGAUGAUCAUCCAAUAUGUCCAGUCAUGUUAGGUGAUGCUAAAUUGGCAACUGAAAUUGCUAACGAAAUGUUGGAUCUUGGCAUUUUUGUCAUUGGCUUCAGUUAUCCAGUCGUCCCAAAAGGUAAAGCAAGAAUUCGAGUUCAGCUGUCGGCUGUUCACUCCCUAGAAGACGUCGAUCGAUGUGUCGAUGCAUUCAUUGAGAUCGGAAAGAAGAAAGGCAUCAUUCCAUAAUCUGUUCAUAUGUCACAGUAAUGUUAUGAGGACGGUUAUAGAAGGGAAAUUUAGUUGACAGUUUAGUGGGAAGUGAUAGCGAAUGUCUUGCUUUUAGUAGAGCAAGACGUUGGAUGAACGACAACUUAGAAUGAUGCAUGUUGCAGUAUUAUAUAAAUUGAGCUGCUACAGUUGUGAGUAGGUGUUUGUGUGUGUGUGUGUGUGUGUGUGUGUGUGUGUGUGUGUGUGUGUGCAUGUGUUUGUUCAAUACAUAUAUU
Corticium candelabrum is the source of this 1590-nucleotide messenger RNA. Its product is annotated as 2-amino-3-ketobutyrate coenzyme A ligase, mitochondrial-like. Gene Ontology annotation, cellular component: mitochondrion. Gene Ontology annotation, molecular function: glycine C-acetyltransferase activity; pyridoxal phosphate binding. The record is from RefSeq and is a predicted model, not a curated record. Bases 68 to 1333 code for a protein of 421 amino acids. Lineage: Eukaryota; Metazoa; Porifera; Homoscleromorpha; Homosclerophorida; Plakinidae. Gene Ontology annotation, biological process: biosynthetic process; L-threonine catabolic process. The transcript has 13 exons.